CCUGGUGUGGAUUCUAGUUCCGGUGGUAAACAACAACAAAGUGGCUGCACCGCCACCAGCUGUCUGAUAUGUGGAACUACAAGAAAAAAAACCACAAUGAUAAAAUUACAUUAGUUUUAUUGUUAUCAGUACUAUAAAUAGACACGUGUCGCCUUCGUUUUAUUUUUGCUUUAUAUUUUUAAAAUGUGGUUUCACCAGAAACCAAUAUAAUCAGUGUUUGUCUAAAAAUGGAGUGGAUUUACUAAUCUGUUAAUUAGAUUACUGUUCCUGCCUCAGUGCCUCUUGUGUACUUUUACAUACCUAGCAGUCACUGUAACGACACAUCUCCUCUCACACAGUAUUUCAUUAACUAUGAGUUGAUCUGGGGAGUUGAGAUUGUGUUAAAUGCUGCACAGGAUGGCUGCUCUGACAUUAUCUUUGGUUUCUCUUCUAUGCUGGUUAAGUUUCGAUAAUGUACAUGGAAAUGAGAAGAUAUCCUCAGAAAACAUCACUCGUAUUUUAGAUCGACUUCUGGAUGGCUAUGACAACAGAUUGCGCCCUGGAUCUGGAGGUGGUGUCACAGAGGUGAAGACGGACAUCUUUGUCACCAGCUUUGGACCCGUUUCAGAUGUUGAGAUGGAGUACACCACGGACAUGUUUUUCCGCCAAAUGUGGGUUGAUGAGCGUCUGAAGUACGAGGGCCCCAUCGAAAUCCUGCGGCUGAACAACCUUAUGGUGGAAAAGAUCUGGACGCCGGAUACUUUCUUCAGAAACUCCAAGAAGUCCAUUUCACAUAACAUGACCACACCUAACAAGCUUUUCCGCAUCAUGCAAAAUGGAACUGUCCUCUACACUAUGAGACUGACGAUCAGUGCAGAAUGUCCAAUGAGGCUGAUGGACUUCCCUAUGGAUGGCCACUCCUGUCCGCUCAGAUUUGGAAGCUACGCCUACACGAGCAGUGAAAUUAUUUUCACGUGGAGGAAGGGACCAAUAGCGUCAGUCGAGGUUCCCAAAGAGUCCAUGAGUCUUCUGCAGUAUGAUCUGGUGGGACAGACCUUGUCCAGUGAGAUAUUCAAAUCAAACACAGGUCACUACUCUGUGCAGGUGGUCCAUUUUCACCUACAGAGGAAGCUGGGCUACUACCUCAUACAGACCUACAUCCCCCUCAUAAUGGUUGUUGUGCUGUCACAAGUCUCUUUUUGGAUUAACAAGGAGUCUGUUCCCGCACGUACAGUUGCUGGCAUCACCACAGUGUUGACCAUGACCACCUUGAGCAUCAGUGCCCGUCAGUCGCUUCCCAAAGUGGCCUAUGCCACUGCCAUGGAUUGGUUCAUCGCUGUGUGUUUUGCCUUUGUGGCGUCGGCCCUCGUUGAGUUUGCAGCAGUGAACUACUUCGCCACCCUCCAGGCCAACCGUCUGUACAAACAAAAAGCCAGACAAGACAACCUGGAGGUGCUGGCAACCGGCAGUGAUGAGGACGACAAUGGUUCAUCGGACAGCAGUCCUCAGGAAGGCCUGAAGAGGAGAAACCACUCAGUGUGCCGCAGUGAACCACGAGAGGCUACGCCACUGCCCAUCUUCAUGCAGCAGGGCUCAGCUGUCCCUCAAAUCCCACAGCUGGCUGGCACCAGCCCCAUUGACAAGUACGCCCGUAUCCUCUUCCCCCUGACUUUCGCCCUCUUCAACUUCAUCUACUGGUACAUCUACCUGGCCAAGGACACCAUGGAGAAAGCCAGAGACAUGGAUCUUAACUGAGAGGACCUGGAAAAGGGCACGUGCAGCCGGAGAGACCUUCAGCAUCCAUCCAUCCAUCCAUCCAUCCGUUCUCACAUCACCCUGCUCACUCUCUCUUUCUCUCUCUCUCUCUCUGUGCACAAGCUCUUUGCAUUCACUCUGCUCUCGUCUGACAGAGGAAAUGAAUCAGAAACUCAUUUAUUCUCCUGCUGCACAUCUAUUCAUUUCACAGGCUGUGACCACUGCCCACUUGUGUUCUGAUCAGUAGUUGAAGAGCUGCCCUUCACGGGCCUCAAUCACUUUAAACAUAUACUGUACACGCACAACUUCUUACACCGCUGGAACAAGACCGACAUCACACACACACACACACACACACACACACACACACACACACACACACACAAAACAGGAAACAUCAAAUAGAAGGGGAUGAUAUAAUCUAUGAUGGCUGUAACUGCUGGUGAUGCAACUGUGAACCAAUGCUUCCAGAAGCCUGCCCUGUACAGAAGCGCAGCUACCCCUACAACAAGAUCAAAGGCAAUUUAGAGGCCACUCGCAUCCCUCCUCCCCAUGGCCUCAAAACUGUGCUCAAACCUGAGGAAAUUAAUUGAGGGAUUGUGUU
Messenger RNA from Solea solea (common sole), 2338 nucleotides. RefSeq names its product gamma-aminobutyric acid type A receptor subunit alpha6a (gene gabra6a). Gene Ontology annotation, molecular function: GABA-A receptor activity; inhibitory extracellular ligand-gated monoatomic ion channel activity; GABA-gated chloride ion channel activity. Gene Ontology annotation, biological process: monoatomic ion transmembrane transport; nervous system process; regulation of postsynaptic membrane potential. The coding region runs from base 385 to 1734 and encodes 449 amino acids. The record is from RefSeq and is a predicted model, not a curated record. Lineage: Eukaryota; Metazoa; Chordata; Actinopteri; Pleuronectiformes; Soleidae. The transcript is spliced from 10 exons. Gene Ontology annotation, cellular component: dendrite membrane; GABA-A receptor complex; neuron projection.